AUGUGGACACAAGCAGUUGCCAUUCUGGCGAUUUUAUCCCAGUGCUUUGGGCAGUUGCUUGCUGAAAUUAUUUAUAGCAGCCAUACAGACGCAAUUUUAAUAGCUAGCAUUUCUUCAGCAAUAAAUCAAAAAUUUUUCUUGAAAGUAGAAAUAAACGAAGUCUUUAUUAAUACAGAUUUGAAUAUCGAAAAUCUCAGUGAAGAGUCGGAUAUUAUUUUUGAUCUUUCUGAAAGUGCCUCAAUCUCAGAAAUUAUUAAAGAUUUUACAAAAAAGCAUCAAAUAAUUCUUGUUUCAAUCCAAAAUCCUGCUAAUUCAUACACUGAUUGGCAGUAUUUUACUCAUCCUACAAAUUUGGAAAAUUUAAUGGCUUUAUCAAGCAUACUUAGUUUUUUAAAUUGAGAAAAAUUUAUUAUUAUUUUUGAUGAAAAUACAAUUGACUACCUCAAGGACUUCAAAGAUCAGUUCUUAUUAAAGCAAUUAGUGCCAUUUUUUUUUAGCAACAAAGAAACCCAAACAUUUUCAGAUAAUUUUAUUGGGAAGGUAGUCAAAUCUACUGGAAUCAGAAAUAUUGCCAUUUUAAACCAAUGAAAAAGUGCCUCAAAAUUAGUUAAAAGUUUGAGGAAUAAAAAUAUGAUGAAGGAAGGAAUCGGGAUAAUUUUGGGAAGCUGAAGCUGAUGGGAUGUAAAUGAAAAUGGAAUUUUGGGUUAUACCGAAUCAGGGCUUGAAAAUGCUACAGGCUACUAUAGUUAUGAAGCUUUAGCUUGCGUCAAAUUAAUGGACCUGAUACUCACUUUCCCUUCUAGCAGCAAUAAUUUAGAGUUAAUAGAUUACUUAGAGCAAAAUACAAUAAACCACCAUCCAAUCCCAAGUUUUACAAUUAUGAACUCAUAUAAUAACGAAAAAAGAAGAGUUGGAGCAAUGGCUGAUGGAGCGAUUAUUUGAAAUGAUGAUUUAAUUUUCGUUGGAAAUUCAUCAUCUAUACCAAAUUCUCCAACAACACCGAUAAAUAUAUGAAUAGCAGAUGGUAAGACAAAUCCUGGAUUUGCAAAUAGUGAGUUGCCAUAUUCCAUUAAAGCAGGAGCACGCUAUGCUUUACUUUCUUAUAAACAAAAGACUCACUUUCUCGAUGGCUUUGAUAUUGUGCUCACGCAUACUGACUGCGGAGCCGAAGUCUACGAGCCAGCCUUUUCUUUGAAAUGCUUUUCUGAAUUAAAAGGCAACCCUGGUAUUGUUUUUAUGACGACUCCACUUCCUACCACCUUAUUUGGAAAUUUGAUUUCUAUGAAAGCUUUGAAUAUUACAAUGCCAGUUAUAUCCGAAUAUGCAACUCCUCAAGCAUUAGAAAGUAAAACCAAUUACCCACAAUUCAUGAGAAUUGCAGGAUACGACCUAUACCAUACUAGUGUCCUUACUACACUAAUCAAUGUUUUUGGAUGGAAGAAUAUAGUUUUAAUACUAGAAAACUCGACAGACAAUAUUGCUAUUCACGAUUAUAUUGUCAAUUGGGCAGAAGAAUUUAAAAUUAACAUUGCAAACAAAGAAGAAGACAGAUGAAUAAUGCUGAGCUAUAAUCAUACUAGAUUUGAUACGGUAAAAGAUUGAAUGAAGAGAAUAAUUGAUUUAAAAGUGAGGCCUAUGCUAUUUUAUGUCACUCCACCAUUUGAGUAUAAUGCAAUUGUUGAUUUUUAUGAAGCUGGCUUAAGGCAAGGAAAUUGCAUUUUUUUACUUACUAAUAGAGUUGCUUUUGUUCAAACUAAGGUAAAUGGUGAUGUUGCUAAGCAAAGAUUAAGAGAACUGCUAUACGGUGCAUUAAUAAUAAUGGAAGCUGAAUAUAUCGGAGAAUAUGGUCAAGAAAUUUUGAAAGAGCUACAAGAGUAUUACUAUCCUUUAUUUUAUAGCGAUUGAAAGUGCUUAUCAUUUGAUGCUGCUAUGCUGAUUUUGAAUGGAUUAAAAUAUACAUUAGCUCAAGGGGAUGAUUAUGAAGAUAAUUCUGUAUUCAAUGCAAAUCUCAGACUUCAAAAAUUCUUGAGCUGCUCAGGGACUGUUUCAAUUGAAUCUGAUAGCAAUAAUCGAAAUUCGGCAACCCUCGGGAUCUAUAAUAUGAGGUGAAAUGAAAGCACUGGAUUGAUCUAUGAAUCGCUAACUGGCACAUAUAGUGUUGGAAGUAAACAACUGUUCACAUUUUUCGAUAACAUUAUUUGAUUUAGCAAUAAAACAACUCUUCCUGAUGAUAAGAUUGUGUACGAUAAUGGAUGCCCUUUUGAUAAGAGUGAAAUCAGAUUCUCUGCAAAAGGAGCAGCAAUUUUUUACUCUUCAUCAUCUUUCAUUUUUAUUGUAGCAAUCAUUAUAUCUUUCUAUGUAUGGAAAAAGCGUUGGCAUGCGAAAGAUCCAGAACCAAUAAAAAAAUCAAGAAUUCAAUUUGAGGAUUAUAUAGCUAUGAUUGCGGUUUUUAUCGAUUUUUUCCAAUUCCUUUCUCUUGGUCCUGACUUCAGUUACGAUGUUAUUUCAACGAAAGUAUCGUCUUGAGUUUCAAUAAAUAUAACCCAGGCUCCUCAUAUCUCGCCUUCGUCUACCAACUUUCAGGCUAAAUCUUGAGUUUAUUUUGAACCAACAAUUGUCAAACCAAUUCCACGCAUUGAUAAAUAGCAGCUAUAGGUAAAAUGUCAUCUUGUGGAGUUCGUUUGGCAAACUUCUGAUUCUAAACAAAUUCAACGAAUAGACCAAAAUUUGGUAUUCAGAGCGAAUAUAAUUAGCCCUGGGCCAUAUAGGAUGACUGAACAAAGGAGAAAAACUCUGGAUAUAUGCGAAUUGCGCUGUAGUGAUUGUUGCUUUAUGAGUAUUCUUCAGUAUUCAAAUCGCUUUUAACUUAUUUGAAAAGUCUGAUAAUACUUUCAGCUCAACUAUCCGAGCAAUGUCAAAAUUAUCAUUAACAAUAAUAGGAAACUUGGGUUUUUUGCCUCUUAUUUCUGUAUUUUUAAGCUCUUUUGCAUGCUAUGAAUCUAUAGGUCCAAAUAUAAAACAAACAUUUGUACAUCAAGACUGCUCUACAUUUUGUUGGCAAGAUAAGCAUAUCAUAUGGGCUACACUAUCUAUUAUUUCAUUACUUAUUUAUUUACCCUCAGCUAUAUAUUUUAGGCCAUUUGUAGAUACUAUGAGCAACGGAAAUAUAAAAUCUAAGCCUUUAUUUAUGAUGGCAAAAGGAGUUUUGCAAGUGAGUGCAAUUAUUUUAAGUAAGACACUAAAAGUUUACUAUGCGGGUUUGCAUGGACUUAUUUAUAUCUUGCUCGUUUCAAUUUUUACUGCGUUUUGCAUUAAGCUUAAGCCAUAUAACUAUGGCCGAGUGAACCUCUGGCUAAUUAUGUCUUAUUUGGCUGUUAUAUGAAGCGUAUCAUUAUCUUCUAUUUCUUCUAUUUCAUCAUAUCAAUCUAUACCAUUAUGACUAACAGCUGAUUUUAUAGGCUGGGCAUUAUUGACUUUCACAGGGCUGUACAUCCAAGCUUGGUAUUGCCCAUCAAUGCUAUUUACUGAAGAAAAUGGUGAUAUUGGGGUGCUAUUUAGAUUUCAGCUUGGAAAGUCAAUAAAUGCAGACAAAAUUAACCAGAUCAUAAGGGAAAGGAAAUUUGAAUCAGCGAGAUUUAGUAGUAAUUUUUUAAAUCUUUCCGAUAGAACCCAAAACAAUUUUAUUGUAGAUAAAGGCAAAGACUGUAAAAAAGGAGAAGUACUGCCAUUUAAACUUUCGUAUCAUUAA
Messenger RNA from Blepharisma stoltei, 3748 nucleotides. NCBI's taxonomy places the organism in Eukaryota, Ciliophora, Heterotrichea, Heterotrichida, Blepharismidae. The record is from the annotation of a GenBank genome assembly.